Molecule: messenger RNA, 3055 nt
Organism: Abrus precatorius (Indian licorice)
Lineage: Eukaryota; Viridiplantae; Streptophyta; Magnoliopsida; Fabales; Fabaceae
Product: metal-nicotianamine transporter YSL3
Exons: 7
Coding region: 713-2722 (669 amino acids)
Biological process (GO): response to iron ion; seed development
Cellular component (GO): plasma membrane
Molecular function (GO): oligopeptide transmembrane transporter activity; iron-nicotianamine transmembrane transporter activity
Source: RefSeq, a predicted model, not a curated record
AAGUUGCAUGAAAUCAAGAUCAUCAACCCCCCACUCUCUCCUCUGUAUCUCAGUCAACUCCAUCAACCUGUUCAUAACACUUUUAACAUGUGUAGUACAAUAACAUUAGCCAUCAUUUGUAGUACCACACCACUACGUUGUACUACUUGUCCAAUACCUCUCUUCUAAGGUUCCCAUGCCCAGUAUAAAUUCUACGUUUUCCUCCCCUCUUUCCACCAAUUCACUUGUUAUACCACAAACAAACCCUCCCAAUUAAGCUUUUCGGAUUCCCACGUUUCUGUCUUUGUUAGUACGUCUCUGUUCCUCUGGGUUUUUUUUUUUGUUUGAAUUUUCACAAACCGAGGUAAAACGUUUGAUGUGGUUUUCAUCUUUUACUGCUUGUUACUUUACGUGCCAUAAAAUCUCUGGACUGUCCCUCCGUUGAAUCCGAUUCUAAUUCCAUUUUUGUUUCUUUCUGAUACCGCCGUCCAACUAUCUAUUUUGGAGUUUUUUAUUAUAAUGAUUGUGUUCUAUUAUUUAUAGUUAGAAUUAUAAUUAUGUUAUAAAUUUGGUUUAUUAGAUUCGAUAAUGUUAAAUGGAGAUGCGUAGGAAGUGAAGGAGCUGGGAGACUGUUGAUUAUUAUUUUUGUCCUCUUUCACUCUGUGAUAGAGUUAACCUUGACUUAAUUAUAUUUAUAGAUUACUCACUCAGAGUUGAGUGUUUGGUGAAUCCAAUGGGUACUAUAAGCAACGAAGAACUCGAAGAGAUUCAGAGUGUCGACAGAGAGGACAUUGAGGAGAUUCCAGUUGUGCCUCAGGAUGUGAGUAGAAUAGCACCAUGGCCAAGACAGAUUACGAUUAGGGGACUAAUAGCUAGCUUUCUGAUUGGAAUAAUUUAUAGUGUGAUUGUGAUGAAGCUCAACCUCACUACUGGAUUAGUCCCUAAUCUCAAUGUUUCAGCUGCUCUCCUUGGCUUUGUGUUCAUUCGAGCUUGGACUAAGGUGCUUGAAAGAGCCAAAAUUGUUCCCACUCCAUUCACUAGACAGGAGAAUACCAUAAUCCAGACUUGUGCUGUUGCUUGUUAUAGCAUCGCGGUAGGAGGUGGUUUUGGGUCUUAUCUCUUGGGGUUGAAUAGGAGGACUUAUGAGCAAGCAGGGGUUGAUACGGAGGGGAACAAUCCUGGUAGUACCAAGGAGCCUGGAAUUGCAUGGAUGUUAGCUUUUCUCUUUGUCACCAGCUUUGUUGGGCUAUUGGCGUUGGUCCCCAUUAGAAAGAUCAUGAUAAUAGACUACAAAUUAACUUAUCCUAGUGGAACUGCUACUGCUGUUCUCAUUAACGGGUUCCAUACUCCUAAAGGAGAUGUGAUGGCCAAGAAGCAAGUUCAUGGUUUCUUGAAGUUCUUCUCAGCCAGUUUCAUUUGGGCUUUCUUUCAAUGGUUCUAUACGGGAGGGAAUAAUUGUGGAUUUGUUCAGUUCCCUACUUUUGGAUUGAAAGCAUGGAAGAACUCAUUUUACUUUGAUUUCAGCAUGACUUACGUUGGAGCAGGAAUGAUUUGUUCCCAUCUAGUAAAUUUAUCCUUGCUUCUUGGUGCUGUGAUUUCAUGGGGCAUUAUGUGGCCUUUAAUCAGGGGACUAAAAGGAGAAUGGUUCCCUGCAAGUAUACCAGAAAGUAGCAUGAAGAGUCUUAAUGGCUAUAAGGUUUUUAUUUCCAUUGCCUUGAUUCUUGGUGAUGGGCUAUACAAUUUUGUCAAAGUUCUCUAUUUCACUGCCACAAAUAUCCAUGCCACUGUGAAAAAGAAGAAUCUUAAUACAUUUUCAGAGAACCAGAGACAAUUGCCUCAUGAUGACCUUAGACGGAAUGAAGUGUUUGCAAGAGAAAACAUUCCUAUAUGGUUGGCAUGUACAGGAUACAUAUUCUUUGCCAUCAUUUCUAUCAUUGUAAUCCCUUUGAUGUUCCCCCAGUUGAAGUGGUACUACGUGGUGUUUGCCUAUAUUUUUGCACCCUCUCUUGGCUUCUGCAAUGCUUAUGGAGCUGGCUUAACUGACAUGAACAUGGCCUAUAACUAUGGGAAAGUGGCUCUCUUUGUGCUUGCAGCCUUAGCUGGAAAAAGUGAUGGUGUAGUUGCUGGGCUUGUGGGGUGUGGCCUGAUUAAAUCUAUUGUUUCUAUUUCAUCUGAUUUGAUGCAUGAUUUCAAAACUGGUCACCUUACUUUCACUUCCCCUCGUUCAAUGCUUUUAGGCCAAGCUAUUGGGACAGCAAUAGGUUGUGUUGUUGCUCCUUUUACAUUCUUUCUUUUCUACAAGGCUUUUGAUGUAGGGAAUCCUGAUGGGGAAUAUAAGGCCCCAUAUGCCAUCAUAUACAGAAACAUGGCAAUUCUUGGUGUAGAAGGCUUUUCUGCCCUUCCCCACCAUUGCUUGCAACUCUGUUAUGGUUUUUUUGCAUUUGCUAUAGCAGCCAACUUGGUCAGAGAUCUUAGCCCAAAAAAUGUUGGGAGAUGGAUUCCACUUCCAAUGGCAAUGGCUGUCCCUUUCCUUGUUGGUGGUUACUUUGCCAUUGACAUGUGUGUGGGUAGUUUGAUUGUGUUUACCUGGCACAAACUAAACAAAAAUGAGGCAAGUUUGAUGGUUCCUGCAGUUGCUUCUGGUUUGAUUUGUGGAGAUGGAUUAUGGAUUCUCCCUUCAUCCAUUCUUGCUCUGUUAAAAGUUAGUCCCCCAAUAUGCAUGAGCUUUUUGUCUACCAGUUAGAAGUUCAUAUUAGUAUUCAAAUAUAGAGAUAAGAGGAAAUAGAUGUAGUCCACUUACUAAGGUAAUUAAUUAUGGGCAUAAUGUGGUAGGAGGCCUUCUUAAUAGUUAUAGUGAUUAGCAAUUUUAUUCAUAAAAGAUUCAGCUCUUGUAAUCUAGAGUGAUAUGUAAAUAUUUUGACAUACUUGAUUAGAGUGAGGGAUCAAUUUGAGUGCACAUUGCAUCACUCUGGCAAAUGGGUGAGAGUGAACAUAUUCAAAUUGAAUUUGUAGCACAUAUAACUCUAUUCAAAUUUGUUAAAUUCUGAAUUUAUAAAUUUACUUUUGGUAAGGAUGU